CUUUCUUUCCCUUUCUCAUACACAAUCUCAUUUUAGAGGGUGUCUGGCAAACUACAUGCACAUUUUCUGCAUCUUGUCAAGUUAGUAAGAAGAAACCUCCUUCUCUCCAGGCUUCCUGCUCUACUUGGAGGAUCCACGGCACAUAGACGAAGUGAAAUGCAUCUGGACGGCUUGGAAGGAGUAUGGAUAUGGCACACACUGUAAAAACUCCACUCAGGAGGUCUUUUAGUGAACACGUAAAGGAUUCCACUAACAAGGCUUGGGAUACUUUUUGGAAGAGUGCACGUGAGAAGCGUCUCUCAGAGAUUGAAGCAAAGGAGGCUUGUGAUUGGCUUCACGCAGCUGGUUUUCCUCAGUAUGCACAGUUAUUCAGCGAUUGCUGUUUUCCCAUUGACAUUGACUGGGUAAAGAGUGAUCAUGAAUUUCUGGAUCAAGAUGCCUUAGAUUCUCUCUGCAGGAGAUUAAGUACCUUAAACAAGUGUGUGGAGAUAAAGCUAGAGUUGAGCCGAUCCAAAAGAAGGGGAGAUGAAGAGGCGGAAGAAGAUUUCUAUGCCAUUAGCCCAAAAUGGUCAUUUGACAGGAAGAGCAAACGCUGGAUCCGUGUGGAUGACGGUGAGCUACUGCACUCACUGAACAGCCCCAUUUCAAGACUGAGGCGAUCCGGAAGCUGUGAGGCCUCUUUUACUGACAGCGGGGAGUGCCAUGAGCUUUGUUCCACCUAUAGCUCUAGUAAUGCUGACAGUGAUGGAGGAAGCACUUCCAACAAAAUGGCAGAGGAACCAGAAACAAGCCGUAGCUCCUCCAGAUGCUCCUUGAACUAUAAGCCCCAAUCUCUCGACACUUCAUCCAGCAGACCUCCAUCUCCCAGUGAACAUCACAUUUUGAGCAGUGAAGAGUGCCUUCCUGAAAAGCCUCCAGUGGAAAAAGGAAAAAGCCUUCUCCGGAAGAUGGAGAGACUUAAAUUAAGAGGAAGCACACUACAGCCACACACCCAAAAUAGGAAAGCCAGACUUGUCAUAAGUGGACCAAUUAUCCAGGAAGGUCUUGGUGAAGAAAAGCUGAAGCAUCUUCAAUGUCAAGACAUAGUGAAGCUCCAGGACAAAACUGGAAAUCCUCCAUCCUGCUCAUCGCCCUCCCGAUCAAAUAGCAGUCCCUCAGCAAGCAGCAGUGCGGUCAGCACACCAAGCCCUGUGACCAAGGUGCGCAGCAACUGCAAACGCCAUGGGCUGCCCAAACAAGAACACAGUCAGAAACAAAUCAUCGAGCAGCAUUUCAACAACCAACACAACCUUGAUGUCAACCCUGUCUUUGAAAUUCCCCAUGGACACAAGCCAGGGACGUUCCCAACAGUUCUCUCCCACAACAGCACCUUCACACCUAUCAACAACACUUCGGUCAAUUGGAGGACUGGAAGUUUCCAUGGUUACCAAGGUAGACAAUGUAAAAGCAGCAGCUACAAGGACCAGGCAAACGCUUGCAGUCCACUGGCUACUUGUAAUCACCGUGUAAGCAUUUAUGACAAUGUCCCAGAUCAUAUGCAGAUUUUAGAUGAUGACGUCUUCUCAGCUUUGGACAGUGUAAUGGAACGCAUUUGUGGCCUGCAACAGUUGGUAAUGUCUUGGACAGACAAGUUGUCAGAGGAUGGGGAUUCAGAUUUUUCCCACUCGGGUUCUCCCUCACCCCCCUUUCUGACUGACAUUCAUCUUGAGAUCAAAGAGCCAGAAGAGACAAAUGAAGCUGCCCUAAAGGAGGCAUACAACAACAGCUCAGAUGCAUUUACACACACUGCUCAGCCUAUAGAUCAUACUGAUCGAAUACAGAGGCCCCACUGGUCCAGUGUACAGAUGCUUUCACUGAGUAACCUCAGCACAGGCAUACAGGCCAAAUCAGCAUCACAUGUCUCCAUGCUGCAAAGACUGAGCCUUCUUAGGCUCACAGCUCUAAUGGACAAGCACUCACCCUUUAGCAAACAAGGCUGGAACUGGUCUGUGCCGAAAGUCUACCGAAAAGUUAAACCUUCAGAACAUAAAAGCAGAAAGGUGUUUGGGGUGCCUUUGCUCCAGAGUGUUCAGCAAUCAGGGAAACCUUUGCCACCAAGUAUUUUGAGAGCAAUGGAGUUCUUAAGGACAGAGUGUUUGGAUCAGGUUGGGCUCUUCCGAAAGUCUGGGGUCAAAUCCCGUAUUCAAAAUUUAAGGGACAUGGUGGAGGCUGACCCUGAUGGCAUGUCCUUUGAAAAUCAAUCAGCUUUUGAUGUGGCCGACAUGGUGAAGCAGUAUUUCAGAGACCUGCCUGAACCUAUCUUCUCCAGCAAACUGUGUGAAAGUUUCUUGCACAUCUACCAAUACUUCCCCAAAGAUCAACAAUUUGCAGGGGUUCAAGCAGCCAUCUACCUUCUGCCUGAUGAAAACAGAGAGGCCCUUCAGAGCCUCCUUCUCUUUCUCCAAGAGGUGGUCGCAUGUGUAGAGGAGAAUCAGAUGACCCCAACUAACAUUGCAGUGUGCUUUGCGCCCUCCCUGUUCCACCUCAACUCGUUCAAAAGAGACAAAACAAGCAUAAGGUCUAGACAACGGAAAUACAGCUUGGGGAGGCCGGACCAGAGGGAUCUGAGUGAGAACCUGGCUGCAACACAGGGACUGUCACAUAUGAUUACCGAAUGCUCUAGCCUUUUCCAGAUACCAAAAUACUUUGAAGAUCAAAGAGCAUGCAGCUUUACUCAAGAUUCACUCCAAAAUGAUGCAGGUCUAAAUUCGUUGUCUCACUUUGGACAAAACGAACUUCCAGAUCAUGCCAGGCUUUUUCUUCUCACACAAAAACUCCAGAGGGAGGCCAAAGACAAGUCUAAAGGAUGGAUAUCAUGCUCAAUCUGUGAUCAUGUGGAUGUGGCGGUUAAAAAGGUGGAGGACGGUUACCCUUUGGGGCUAUGGAGAGGAAUGACAGAAGUUGAUGCUUCACAGCAGGAAGUCUUCCACCGUGUUUUAAGAGAACAGAGUCAGUGGGAAAAAAACCUCUUGCACAGUGAGGUGGUGGAGACUCUGAACAAGGAUGCAGAGGUGUAUCAUUAUAUACUGCAGGCUGCAGGGGCCAGACCACCACUGCAACAUAUUCUGCUAAGGACGUGGCAGUCAGAUCAUUCCAUGGGGUCCUUGUUUGUGUCCUCCACUUCUGUUGAGCAUGCCGCUGUGGCUGUCAGAGGAGUACGGGCGCAAGUUUUCUGCAACUUCUUUCUAAUCGAGCCACUGGGGUCCAGAAAGUCACGAGUCACGCACCUCUGCCGGACUGACACGAGAGGCCGAUCUCCAGCAUGGCACCAUAAAGUAGGAGGACACCUGGUUUCAUCUGUGUUGAUGGCCAUGAGGGACUCUUUUAAACACAAAACAAAAGACUCAAAAGCAUAGAAAGGACUCCAAAAAGUAAUUUGUUAAACACCGGACAGUUUUAAAAUCACAAGCUAUGUGUCACCUCACAAUCAGUCUAUCAAUCAAUCAAUCAAUCAAUCAAGUGGGUGUGAGCAAAUGAGUGAGCUCCAAAACUCCAAGUCAUUCCAGAAUCUCUGUACCGUAGAGAGCUACAGGACCAUUUUAACAACUGAGACCAUUCAGCCUGCAGUCAAGGAACAACAAUAGUGUGACAAGGUGUUCCAUGAGAGCCAGUGCACUUGGGAUUAUCAAGAUUGACAAGAGAGAGUGUCAGAGUAAUGAAAUGUCUCAUCUUAUUUAAAGGACAAUUCCACAGGCUAAUACUUUUCAGUGGCUGACUCCAAAAUUCACAACUCCCACUGUUUUAAGCAUUAAAGGAUGAACAGAGUGACAUCAUUUGGAAAUAUACAAAUCUGUAGACUCGACUACUGUGUCAUUGUUGGUACUGAGACAGCUCCAUUACAAACACGUGUCAACCUAUGAGUAACACAAGGGCAGAUAAGCCAUGUUGUGUACAUUGGCUUUAUCACUGAUUCAAGUAGGUGCUGUUUUAGGUUGGAAGCUGCCAUGUUUGCUUUUAUUUAUUUGACACUGUCUGUUGAAGCCAAGCUAUCUGAGGAUAUGUGUGACCUGGCACAUUACAAAGCUUUGUGUCAGACUUCAAUGCUACCACUAAAUUAUAAUUUAUUUUCCAUUUUACCAUUAUAGAGUGAUCUGAUCAAAAUGUGAUUUUAUUUACGCAUUUAUUUUCAUAAUCAGUAUAAGAAUUAUACAUUUUAGAAAUAAUAAUAAUAAUAAUAAUAAUAAUAAUAAAUAUAUAUAUAUGCUCCACACUGAUCUAA
This is a messenger RNA of Labeo rohita (rohu), 4258 nucleotides long. Its product is annotated as rho GTPase-activating protein 7. Gene Ontology annotation, biological process: regulation of Rho protein signal transduction; actin cytoskeleton organization; signal transduction. Gene Ontology annotation, molecular function: GTPase activator activity; lipid binding; protein binding. The record is from RefSeq and is a predicted model, not a curated record. The transcript is spliced from 14 exons. Lineage: Eukaryota; Metazoa; Chordata; Actinopteri; Cypriniformes; Cyprinidae. The coding region runs from base 183 to 3395 and encodes 1070 amino acids.